This is a messenger RNA of Symphalangus syndactylus (siamang), 1015 nucleotides long. RefSeq names its product chromosome 12 C1orf146 homolog (gene C12H1orf146). The record is from RefSeq and is a predicted model, not a curated record. Gene Ontology annotation, biological process: synaptonemal complex assembly; reciprocal meiotic recombination. NCBI's taxonomy places the organism in Eukaryota, Metazoa, Chordata, Mammalia, Primates, Hylobatidae. Gene Ontology annotation, cellular component: chromosome.
GUUGCGCAGAAGCCCAGAGGCUGCAGAACCCGGCCCCAGGCACCCUGGGCACUCUGCCCCGCCGGCGGCGCCUCUCACUGCCCGCGGAAUGUUCUGGAAGUUUGGGAAACCCUGAGCAGUCUCUGAGGACCUGAUUGUUCGUUACAAGCUAGGUUGAUCACAGACAGAUGGCUGAAAGUGGAAAAGAAAAAAUAAAAUGGACAACCACCAUUGUUAUUAGCUCAUCUCUUAAGGGUUAUGAAGUUGCAACUGCCCUAGAAAAUCGAAGCCACAAAGUUCGAUAUUCAGAUUCAGUGGAAAAUGGAUCAAUUAUAUUUUCUCUUUCUGGAGUUGCAUUUUUAUUAAUGGAUACUAAGGAAUGUCUUCUGUCAACUGAAGAAAUAUUUCUAGCCAAAAUUGAGAAAUUUAUUAACAUUCACCAAAAUAGUUUUUUGGUUUUGUCUGCUGCCCUCCAUGGGCCUGAAGAAUGGAAACUGAUGUUCAGGAUUCAGCAGAGAUUCCUGGGUUGUAACUUACGAAUACUUCCAGUACAUAACACAGUAAAUGCUGUUAAUCUUAUGUGCACUAUAGCAAAGACUACCUCCAAACCAUACAUAGAUAGCAUUUGCUACAGAAUGAUAACAGCUAAAGCUUACAUCAUUGAGCAAAGUCCUGUUUGGAAAACACUUCAGAAGAUAAAACUGAAUAGUGAUUCAGUUAACCCAAAUUAGAGUACCAACUUAAUGUUCUUCUCGAAGAAUGUGAAAAUAAUUAGACCUGUUGAAUUAUAAUAUUCAAAUAUCUAUUUAAAGACAUUUAUAUUAAUUUGAAAUAAUAUGUAUACAAUUAAAAGUGAUUUUAUUUUAGGAGUUUUGCUGCGAGAUUUAACGCUGUUUAGCAAAGGAUUGGUACAUAUAUCAUAAAACUCAGGUGUGGCUUCUUAGUUAGAUGGACAAAUCUUUAGUAGGAAAUAAAAAUCAGAAUUUUCUAAUCAGUUUCUUAAAGUCAUGUAUACUUUUUAGUUUUUUUCUAUAAA